ACUGAACCUUUGGAGUUUGAUAUGACGAUUAGAACAUAACCGGAGUGACACGUUGAAUUCGCCAUAAUCAAGGAAACUUCUCCAGGUGGGGAUCUCUGAAAUUACUCAGUGAGCUACCCUAAUUAACCUGAUUUUUUGCUGAUAAUCACUCUCAAUGGAAUCAAAUCACAAAUCCGGGGAUGGAUUGAGCGGCACCCAGAAGGAAGCAGCCCUCCGCGCACUGGUCCAGCGCACAGGAUAUAGCUUGGUCCAGGAAAAUGGACAAAGAAAAUAUGGUGGCCCUCCACCUGGUUGGGAUGCUGCACCCCCAGAAAGAGGCUGUGAAAUCUUUAUUGGAAAACUUCCCCGAGACCUUUUUGAGGAUGAACUUAUCCCAUUAUGUGAAAAAAUUGGUAAAAUUUAUGAAAUGAGAAUGAUGAUGGAUUUUAAUGGCAACAAUAGAGGAUAUGCAUUUGUAACAUUCUCAAAUAAAUUGGAAGCCAAGAAUGCAAUCAAGCAACUUAAUAAUUAUGAAAUUAGAAAUGGGCGUCUCUUAGGGGUCUGUGCCAGUGUGGACAACUGCAGAUUGUUUGUUGGGGGAAUCCCGAAAACCAAAAAAAGAGAAGAAAUCUUAUCGGAGAUGAAAAAGGUCACCGAGGGAGUCAUUGAUGUCAUCGUCUACCCAAGUGCUGCAGAUAAAACCAAAAACCGGGGCUUUGCCUUUGUGGAAUAUGAAAGUCAUCGGGCAGCUGCCAUGGCCAGGAGGAAACUGUUACCAGGAAGAAUUCAGUUAUGGGGACAUCCUAUUGCAGUAGACUGGGCAGAGCCAGAAGUAGAAGUUGAUGAAGACACCAUGUCUUCUGUGAAAAUCCUGUACGUAAGAAAUCUUAUGCUGUCCACCUCUGAAGAGAUGAUUGAAAAGGAAUUCAACAAUAUUAGACCAGGUGCGGUGGAGAGAGUAAAAAAAAUCCGAGACUAUGCCUUUGUGCACUUCAGUAACCGAGAAGAUGCAGUUGAGGCUAUGAAAGCUUUAAACGGGAAGGUGCUGGAUGGUUCCCCCAUUGAAGUGACCUUAGCCAAACCAGUGGACAAGGACAGUUAUGUUAGGUAUACCCGAGGCACAGGUGGAAGGGGCACCAUGCUUCAAGGAGAGUACACCUACUCUUUGGGCCAUGUUUAUGAUCCCACCACAACCUACCUUGGAGCUCCAGUCUUCUACGCCCCCCAGGCCUAUACAGCAAUUCCCAGUCUUCAUUUCCCAGCCACAAAAGGUCACCUCAGCAACAGGGCCAUUAUCCGAGCCCCUUCUGUUAGAGAAAUUUACAUGAAUGUACCUGUAGGGGCUGCGGGAGUGAGAGGACUGGGCGGCCGUGGCUAUUUGGCAUACACAGGCCUGGGCCGUGGAUACCAAGUCAAAGGAGACAAGAGAGAAGACAAACUCUAUGAUAUUUUACCUGGGAUGGAGCUCACCCCAAUGAAUCCUGUAACUUUAAAACCCCAAGGAAUUAAACUUGCUCCCCAGAUAUUAGAAGAAAUUUGUCAGAAAAAUAACUGGGGCCAGCCAGUGUACCAGCUGCAUUCUGCCAUUGGACAAGACCAAAGACAAUUAUUUUUAUUCAAAGUAACUAUUCCUGCUCUGGCCAGUCAGAAUCCCGCAAUCCACCCUUUCACACCUCCGAAGCUAAGUGCCUAUGUGGAUGAAGCGAAGACAUACGCAGCGGAGUACACCCUGCAGACCCUGGGCAUCCCCACCGAUGGAGGUGACGUGGGGACAACACCUGCUGCUGCUGCUGCUGCUGCUUCUGCUGCUGUUUUCCCAGGAUAUGCUGUCCCCAGUGCAACAGCACCUGUGUCUGCAGCCCAGCUCAAGCAAGCAGUGACCCUUGGACAAGACCUAGGAGCAUACACAACCUAUGAGGUCUACCCCACUUUUGCAGUGACUGCCCGAGGGGAUGGAUACGGAACCUUCUGAAGAUACCUUUCUUUUAACUUAGGAAUAAGAAACACAAACCUCUAUAUAGGAGAAAUAAACUUCUCACUCAGUACCCUAAUGAUCGUAAGCCAUGCCUUUCCUAAAGUAGUUCCUUUCCUAAGACAGUAUAACUGGCACUCGUUUAUAGAAUCAUGAAAUGUGAAUGCUAUUCCUAAAUGAAAUCAAAUGUCAAGGAGCCUUUUGUUUAACAGGAAGCUGCAGAGCCAUUGACCCCAAAUUUAUUCUUCCAAGGUUCCUGAGUGUCCUGGAAGUAUGUUUACAAAUACUGACAGAGUGGGAGAGAUCUCUCAGUAGGCAGGUGUGAGGGCUGAGCAAACCUGGGUUGUCAGUAACAACAAGGGGAAGCUGAUUAACUUCCAGGUUCUCAAUCCCUGGCUCACAGCUGCUUUUGUGAUACAAAGAGUCACAAAGAGGCAAAAGGAAGGUAGGAGGUUACUUUGCAAAACACCUUCACCAUUGCCCAUAUCCCAGAUCUGAAACUAAGACACUUGUCCAAGAUUUUAUGGAUUCAGCAUCACUUCAGUCUGAAAAUUCCACCCAAUCAAAUUUUGUCAUAAAUCAGAAUACUUUUGGCCCCUUCAGUCUCUGGGGACAUCCUAGAAACUGAUAUAACAUGUUGCACAUACUGUUGAAACAAUUCCAGGUUUCUUAUUUAUUCAACUCUUUAGCCUAAAUUAUUUUUCUCUAGAACUCCUGCCCUGCCCAGGAUGCCAUAGUACAAAAUCCAUACCAAUAUGAAGUUACUUUCUCAUUUUAAAAACUUUUCCUUAUCCAUACAGAAAUGUUUUCAUCUUGGAUGCAGGGUGUUCAUCUCUAAUGCAGUAAAAACACUUUACAUAUCUACAAGAUAUUUUUUCCUACUCAGCAAAAUAGGCUGCAAGGUCAUGUCAAAGACAAAAGUGAAGUUUUUUUGGUCUAUUGUUUUGUUUUGGUGGUCAUUGUCAUUUUGUGUUGCUUUGCUCUGCAGUACUGGGGAUCAAACACAGGGCCUCCUGCAUGCCAGGUAGGCACUCCACACUAACCUGCACCACCAGUCCUGUUUUCAACUCUUUGAUUUUUUUUUUUUUUUUUUUUUUUUGUAGCACCCAGACCACCAUCUAGUAUUCAGAGACAGUUACAUAAACUGGGGGAGCCUUGAAUUAUCUAACUCACAGAAUCCUUUCCUUUUAUUUUCAAUUAAGAGAGGCAGUUUUAUCAGACCUGAGUCCUUUUGUCUUGAAAUCAUUCCAAGAUAAUUUUAUAUCCACCACUACUGAAUAGACACUGUUUCUUCAGAAGAAACACCCAGCAAGAGUAUUAUUUGCUCAAAUUCCCUGGAGUCUUGGGAUUCUUCUCCAAGAAUAUCUGAUGGUGGGGAGGUGAUGCCAACCAAGAAUGAGGGUACAAAGGAGGCACUUAUUUCCUGACAUACUUGUAAAUGAUCACUUUAUUCAAAACAUAAGUAAUCAAAGUCCAGCACCAAAUAUCUAUUACUAUUAUGCUAGUUUUAUCAGAGGUUUAAGGCAUAGCAUGAGGAUUUUCAUUUAAAAAAAUCUUUUGACCCUUGCAAAAUUAUAGGACACUCCAAGGAAAACAGAAACACGAAGGUGUCAACAAUUUUGUGAGCUCCUUAGGAAUUCUGUGGUCCAAAAUCAGGCCAGAUUCCACUUGAAGUCAGGUAAAUUUCAAUCACCAUUAAAAGUACUUGUAACAUUUCAAUUUAUGAAUUCCAAUCAGACAUCAAAGUCUUCAAAACAACAGCUGAAAUUCUGAAAGGUUUUUGUGCUUUCUGUUUCACAUCUAGCUUCUCAUAUUCCCAAGGAUAAUAUUUUCUAAACUUGGCUGCAACUGGAAACACCUGGAGAGCUUUUAAAUAUGCUAAUGCCAAGAUCACACCUUAUACCAAUUACAUCAAAAUGUCUUAGAGUGGAGGCCUGGCAUCCGUAUUUUUUAAGAAUUCCACAGUGAUUUCAGUGUGCAGCUGAGUUUGGGAACUGCUAUAUUCUUUGAAUUUCCACCCCAUCUCUUAAUUUUUUUUUAAAAAAAAUUCACUUUUAUUAAAUAGAAAAAUGCAGGAAAAACUGAGUUAAAACAAAUAGCCAAAGCAUAUUUUUACAUAUGUUCACCUUGUAAACAGUAUGAAUUUAAAUACAAUUCAUUUGACUUCGAACUAAGUCUUGAGUCAAACUCUAAAAAUGAGAAAGUAAAAAUAUUCCUCCUAAAGCAAUUCUUAUAUUCAAAUUUAUACUGCCCCAAAGAUCUGCUUUUAUUCUCAAAGACAACAAUUACAAUGACAAGUGUUCUUUGGGGCAAGGCAAAUUUCCACUCAGCCUAAAUAAGCAUUCCAAAUUCCAAGAGCAAAAGUUUUGAUUUUUCUUAGAAUCUUUGAAAAUAAAUAGCAAAGGGCAUUCUGCAAAGUUCAGUCAAUGUAAAAUAGAAAAACUAAUUCAGAGAAAUUUUAAAUGUAUUUCAAAUGAAAAGAUGAUUAGUUACUACAGGAAUCUCCUUAUGAGAAAAGUCAUUAUUCUGAAUGAGGUUGUCAAUGAUGUUUUAAAAGAUGAAGAGUAGAGAUAUAAACAUUAAAAAAAAAAAUACUAAAGUGUCAAGAAAAUUACCUGUAGAACACCAUAUCAUUACGUUUGAGGAGAAACACAGGUAUACAUAACAUUUGCCUUCUUAGGACUGAUUUUUAGACAAGUGAAUAGAUAUGUUUUUGAGACUUUGAAUCUCCUUAUAAUACAUUCAUGUGUCUAUGCUUGUUUUUAUUUUCCCCAAGUUAAGAAAUAUAGAGCAAAUUCUGCUAUGAUGAGUUUGAAACUCUGGGGAGGAAAAUUAGUUUUUUCUAAAAAAACAAGUAUAGAACUGGAAUUUAAUUUUGCAUAAUGUUCAUAUUUUUAGAUUUAAGAAAUUAGCACCUAUUUAACACCUCCAUACCUUACCCAUCAUUAUUCAUUUUUCUACUCUUCCUUGACUGCUUUCUAAUUCUCCAUAGAAAAACAUAAAAUUAGUUAGCAAAUCAAGUGAUAAUAAUAAAAUACCUAAACCAACAAUUUAGAUACCUAGUAUUGAGCUUCUAAAUUUUGUCAAUGAAUAUUUAUUGAUGGUUGAAAUCAGUCCAGUGUUACUUAGGAGGAAAUGGAACAGCACUGAGAUUGGAUGUUUGUUUCCUUACCUAUAAAAAUGUUGCCUCUUCUCAAAUUGCUAUAUUUCUCUCCCUCCCCCACUUAAUAUAUCAAGAAAAUCACCUUUGACUGCAAUAAAACAUAAUUCUCCUAGAUAACUAGGGUACCCUUCAACCCCAGUAUCAUGCCGAACUACACUGUGUUUGGGUAUCAACACCCAAAAUGCUGCUAGAAAACUACCUCAUAUUAUGAAAACCUUGACUUCAAAAAAUAUCUAACAAAAGAGGACCUAUUUGCAAACCACAGUUCCUCAACUUUUUAAAGCGGGGUGGAAGUUAAACUAUAGCUAUGUAUUGUUAAUAGCCAUGAAUUGAUCAUAGCUAUGCAGAAAAUUAAUUUUUGUUUGGUUUGUUUUUUAAAAAUUUCUUCAAGUCUUCUAUAAGACUUCUAUAAGAUUAGUAAAAUGCUAUAUCAAUUUAAUUUUUAAUUUAUAUUAAUUUUCAGUAUACUAUUUAGUAUAUUUUCAUAUGUUUCAGAGAAUUUUCAAUAAGUGUAUUUUCAGUAAGGGGAGUCCUAGUCUCCCCUUACUCUGCUGGGACACAAAACCUGAAUUCCACCUUGAUUUGGCAGAGCUUGGCCAGAUUGUCAGGGGACAAGAUGAAAGCUGGCCCUUGGGAAUGCUUGCCCAACCUGUCAAGAUCCACAGGGUUUCAGAACAUUUGCCAGUUCCUUUUUUUCCUUAAACCAAGCUACUUACAUCCCAAAUCAGAGAGAACUUCCUAUGUAAAUCUAUACCUUAAAAAUAUUUUUGCCUUUCCCCCCUUUUUCCAUUUCACAAAUUUGUUUAAACACUAAUUUCCUUGCAGUAACUUCACUAAUACAGCUGCUUAACAAAUAUUUUUCACCAAAAAAAAAAAAAACUUUACAUAAUUCCACACACAGUUUCUAUUAUUUUUAAUCUAAAAUAACACUGACGGGUUAGUUUCCCCUUUUAUAGAAUUUUUACUCUUCCUUUAUUCUCAUUACUAAUAUUGGGAAUUAUUAAUAAAGAAUAGCUAAAUUGCUAUUAACCCACCAACUUACUCUUCAUAGGUUGUGUGAUCAGUCUGUGCUUACUAUGUACCUACUCUUAUCCCAGAAACUGUGAAAACCAAUACAUACAUUUCUCAUUUUUCUCCUCAAUGGGGCACACAGUCCAGUGGUCCAUUCUGCAUUUUUUCAAAGCUGAAUACAAAUACAUCAGCUGGUAGAUUUUACCACUUGGUCAGAAUCCCAAAAAUAAAUCAGCUCUAUUCUAAAACUUAAGUUUCCACUAUUAUCGCCAAACACUGAGUUAGUUGGUAGAGUCUUUUUGAAAGAUGAAGUUAAUGUUUGACCUAUUAUUGUUUAAGCAAAAUAAAUUUUAAAAUAUAUUCUGUGAAAAAAAUAUAAAGAAUUAUGCCAAAGCAGAAGAAGAUUAGAGAUUCAGAAGACACUUUAAAACUUGAAAUUAAAAAAUUCAUAUAUUGACUUAAGUAAAUGAGAAACAUGGUACUCAUUUAUUAACAUAACACUUGGGUCAUUAACUAUUUCUGUUUUCUAGAUGUGCUUGUGUUUACAAAAUUCAAAACUCUAUUUAACAAGCCAUAGCCCGACCUAUAUUUUUGUCAAUGAAUGAUUUGCAAUGAAUAUACAAACUUUUUUUUUCUUUUUACAAAUGUAUAAUACUACUUUUAAAUUUGGCAUUUUCCACUAUAAUUCCUAGCACAUCUUUGAGCUCCCAGACUGCAAAUGUAUCUAUUUAAAUCAAUCAUCACUUUCACUGAUAUAAAUAGUUCAUGUAAUCAUUGGCAUUUUUGUUUUCCUAAUCCUUCAUGGAACUGUUGUUUCUUCAUUUUUCUGACUGCACUAUAGCCAAAUAUUGUUAUCCCUUAUCUCUUGAUGAAAAGCAAGCUCUCACUGAAAUGCAUUUCUAAUUUCCACAUGUUAAACAAUCUCUUGCUUCUCUUCCUUAUUGUUAUUGUUUUUGUUUAUGUGAAGUUAACUAAGGUACCAAAAGAAAGAUAGAAACAGUAUUAAAGAGUGUGCAUAAAGCACUUGUAUUUGUACUUUGAGUACAAUGUUUUAUAGAAACCUAUUAUCUAUCUAUCUAAAUUAAAUAAAAUUGUACAAGUUGCUUAUUGGGAAAAUAAUUGUUGGUUUGAAAGAUAUGAACAUAUUGUGCACCUUAGAAUUAUAAAUCAUAUGAAAUGAGAAACAAUGCAAUAGUGUGUAAUUCUGGGAGAGUGAAGUGGUUUUUAAUUGAAUUUUACAGUACCAUUAUAAACUUUAAAAAAUUAUCAACAUAACUUGCUGUCUGAUUUCUUCUUUUCUGAAAACUCAAGUUUUACUUUUUCUUUUGAGUAAAUAUCUUACUGUUAAUCCGCAA
Messenger RNA from Marmota monax (woodchuck), 7480 nucleotides. RefSeq names its product APOBEC1 complementation factor (gene A1cf). Bases 155 to 1951 code for a protein of 598 amino acids. Gene Ontology annotation, cellular component: nucleus. Gene Ontology annotation, molecular function: mRNA binding. The transcript has 12 exons. The record is from RefSeq and is a predicted model, not a curated record. NCBI's taxonomy places the organism in Eukaryota, Metazoa, Chordata, Mammalia, Rodentia, Sciuridae.